Molecule: messenger RNA, 431 nt
Organism: Acanthoscelides obtectus
Lineage: Eukaryota; Metazoa; Arthropoda; Insecta; Coleoptera; Chrysomelidae
Source: the annotation of a GenBank genome assembly
AAAGAAUUUUCAAAUAAAACCGACUGCAUUCAAUUAAAACCAAAAAUACGCAAACUGUGCUGAAACUGACAUUGAAGAUAAAUAUUCAACUAAAAAGCCUACCAAGUAGCCGAAACGCCAGUAAGUUGAGUGAAAAAUUGGACUUUUCUCAGUCACUGCAUACUUACACAAUAUCAGCCAUAGAUCCAGUCUUCAAUAGGAUGGAGAAAAGUAUAAAGGCGAUGCACACGAGACUAAUGAAGGAGAUCUUGGCAAGCUUGGCGACGUCUCUGUACAGGCAUAGAGGAAUCGAAAUGAAAAGGGUUGCAAUCAGAACAACAACGUCCCUUUGGGCUAAUGCCGAUUCCGGGCUGAUUCCGAAGAGUCUGAUGAUAACUUUUGUCACGAUAAGACAAAAAAUAUGUUCCAUUGUCUCAUUCUUACAUGAGUAA